GCGUUCUGGUUUGAUGGGUCUUCUUGUUGGGUUAAUCGUAGGAUUUACAAUAAAUGAGUUUCUACGUAUGGACCAACGAAAUUUAUCAAAGAAAGAUUCUAAAACUAACGAACAUGAAAAUCACC
Messenger RNA from Funneliformis geosporum, 125 nucleotides. NCBI's taxonomy places the organism in Eukaryota, Fungi, Glomeromycota, Glomeromycetes, Glomerales, Glomeraceae. The record is from the annotation of a GenBank genome assembly.